AUGAAUGGUUUGGAUAAUACCAAGACUACAUUGCCUCCGGAAGUGUGCAAACUUAUUUUCGAUCAUUUAGAUGAUCUUUCGUUGAGUUCAGUAAUCGACUAUAUCAAUCUUCUUUGUGAUGGCAAUGAUUCGGUUCUGAAUCAUUUGAUCAAGGAUAGAUUAUGUUUUAUUAAUAUUGAUAAAAAUAGUGAUUUUAGUAGUAUACCAGUGUUGGAUGAAUUGUCAGAAUCUAUAUAUGAUGGUGAAAUUGUGGUGAAGAAAUCCAUAAAACGAAUCAUCUUUAUAUUGGGUCCUGAAGCUAAUUGUGAAGAUAUCGAUUGGAAUAAUUUAAUUAUAGAAGAUAAAAUAAAGGAAAUGAGCUAUGAUAUAAUGUAUUGUGGCCCCCCAGAAAUUCAAACAAAGGAUAACGGGAAUAUCUCUGUUUUACAGAAAAUAAUGACAAAUUUACACUGUAUUCCAAUAAUUACUGAACUAAAAUUUACAAAACAUAUAAUAAUUGAAUUUGAUCUUAAGGAUCAUUCUGUAUAUGCAGGUAAAACACUCUUCGGAGCAUUAGAUGAUGAUUUUUCCAAGUAUUAUAAUGGUUCAGACUGCAUUCAAGUUCAACAAAUUUCAUUUCCAAAUUUACAAAAAUUAGAGUUACAUUAUAUGGCAUUAGAUUCAUUCAUUUAUCAGGCAUUCACUUUGGGUAAAUUACAAGCUCAUGCAAUCACAUAUAGUAUACCCACCCCACAGACAAUGUUAUAUGACUUUGUAUAUAAGAUUACAUUCUUUUAUCCAAAAUUAGAAAAGGUUACAUUUCUCAAGAAGAGUUCAACUCAAAGUUCUACCGAAACUGGUAAUUUCAUAGAUGUUUCUAGUGGCAUAUUAGAAAAAUUUAAAAAUUAUAAAGUUAAUCUAAGAUUACUUUUUCAAAUACAUUCAUUAAAGAAUUGGAAGAUGCCAAACAUUAAAGACCAUUCAGGUCAUCGUUUUAAAUAUGAUGGUAUAACAGCCUACCAACAAAAUACAGAGCUUAUUAAAACAAAUAUCGAAUUGCUUAAUGAACUAGUAUUAGAGCAGACAAAAGAUGCAACUACAUAUUUUAGAGUUAAUUUGAUACCAGAAGGUGUAGAGAAGACAAGAAUUAUUAAUUGGGCACCCUUGGAGAUCACGAAAAUGUCAGUAGCACGUAAUAAAAGUCCAUUACUGUUUCUGAAUUGUAAAUCUUUGAAAGAACUACAAUUAAAACCAAUAUUCAUUUCAGCAUGCAAAAAAUUAACUAUUCAGGGACUAUACCUUCCAAAUUUAGAAUUGUUAACUUUUUAUAAUGAUGUUAAACCAGAAUCAAAUUCCUCAGCAUACGUAGGCAAGGAAAGUUCGCCUGAUUUUGAAGUUCAAGAUAUGGUACCAGUAGAGUUUUCAUCAUGGAAUGACUUACCAGAAUGUGAAGAGAUCAGGUUCUUACCAGAAAAGGAUCCAAAUAGUACCAAUUAUAUUUUUGAUAUUAAGAAUUUAAAACAUUACCUUCCAAAAAUUUCUCUUUCAAAAAGUUUUCCUAAUUUUAUAGAUGAGAGACAAAAAUUUGUAGCUGUGUAA
This is a messenger RNA of Vanderwaltozyma polyspora DSM 70294, 1578 nucleotides long. RefSeq names its product Bop2p (gene BOP2). The coding region runs from base 1 to 1578 and encodes 525 amino acids. Lineage: Eukaryota; Fungi; Ascomycota; Saccharomycetes; Saccharomycetales; Saccharomycetaceae. The record is from RefSeq and is a predicted model, not a curated record. The transcript has a single exon.